CAUCUGGCUAAGAAACUGACAAGUAAAGUUUGACAAGACAAGAAACAAGAAUCAAAAGUGUUUAUAAUUUCCAAUAAAAAACUAUAAUCAUCUGUUUAUAACAGGCUUGUUCCAGGCAUUUCCAAUCAUUCUUUCUAAAAUUCUUGAAGUGUAUCAUAAAUUAAUAGUUAAUUUUACUGUACGAAAUAUUACCAGCAUGUCUCAAGCUCGUCUUCCGCCUUGUAUUCCCUUGCCUUUGGAGCACAAAUUGUUAGUAACCGUUAUAGAGAAAGCGAAAGAUUGGGCCCUUAUGCACGGGGUUGGAAUGCGAGAUAAAAAACAUUUUACCAAGGACUCUAUACAGAUUGCUCCAUUUGUAUUAUUACCAUCACCCUUUCCGAGCACAGAGUUUAAUAAAGCAGUAGAACUUCAACCAGUCCUCAAUGAACUUAUGCAUAAGGUUGCUCAUGACGUAGAAUUCUUGGAACAUACAUUACAAAAUGCAUUGCAAGUUGAUGAAUUCACAGCAAACCUUUACGAUAUAUGGAUUAAAGUUCGUGAAGAAGGAAUUACUCAGCCUAUAACACUUGGCAUGCUGCGAUCGGACAUAAUGCUGGAGUCAAGGUGUCCGCACACAGUCAACCAGUGCGCGAAGCACACACCGUAUUGUUCUUGGAAGCAGGUGGAAAUCAACAGUAUCGCAUCGGGCUUUGGUCAUCUUGGACCGGUAUCGAGAGACAUACAGAGUUACAUUCUUCGUCAAUUGGGACACGGAGAUCUGAUUAAAAAAAUGCCGCAGAACGGAGCUUUAUCAGGACUUUGCAGUGGCAUUAUAGAGGCGUAUGAUCUAUUUGGUGUCGCAAAUGCAAUCAUAAUAUUUGUGGUAGAAGAGGUGUCCUACAAUAUUUGUGACCAGAGAUUCCAUGAGUUUGAAAUAUCAGAGAAGAGACCCGAUAUCAUGAUACAUAGAAAGACUUUAAACGAGUUGUAUGAAGAAACAACAGUCAAUGAUAAGAAACAACUAAUAUUGGAAGGUCGGCCAGUAGCUGUGGUGUACUACAGAUCGGGCUACGAGCCAUCGCAGUAUCCAUCCUCACGUGAGUGGGAUGCACGCCUCCGUGUCGAGAGAUCCUCAGCAAUAAAAUGCCCUUCAAUACAAUAUCAAUUGGCGGGUACUAAAAAGGUUCAACAGACGUUAGCUUCACCUGGUGUAUUGGAGAAGUUUAUGGGUACAGGAGCCACUACAAAUAGUGUACGAGAUAUAUUCACCGGAUUGUAUUCAUUAGACUUCGAUGAGAGCGGGGAAAGAGCUGUUGAUAUGGCGCUUGCUGAUGCUGAGAGGUUCGUGUUGAAGCCGCAGCGCGAGGGCGGUGGCAACAACUUGUACGGACCGGACGUGCGCGAGGCGUUACUGCGCAUGCGACACAGUCGCGAGCGCGCAGCUUACAUACUGAUGGAGCGGAUAUUACCCCCACUUGUGUCAGGGUACGUGGUGCGUCCUGGAGCGCCCGUGCCUCCUCCACUCAGCGACCUCGUCUCUGAGCUUGGGAUAUUUGGAGUUAUUAUUGGAACCAAAGAAAAGAUUUUCAGUAAUCGACAAGUGGGUCACAUGUUGAGGACUAAACUCGCGGAUGCUAACGAGGGCGGAGUCGCCGCGGGACUCGGAGCACUAGAUUCACCUUUCCUACUGGACUCGUAACUAACUAUGCUAUAUAUUUAACUUUAAAUACCGAUUUUUACUAAGCAAAUUCAAAUUUGUAAAAU
Messenger RNA from Papilio xuthus (Asian swallowtail), 1743 nucleotides. RefSeq names its product glutathione synthetase. Gene Ontology annotation, cellular component: cytosol. Bases 197 to 1678 code for a protein of 493 amino acids. Lineage: Eukaryota; Metazoa; Arthropoda; Insecta; Lepidoptera; Papilionidae. Gene Ontology annotation, molecular function: glutathione synthase activity; glutathione binding; ATP binding. Gene Ontology annotation, biological process: glutathione biosynthetic process. The transcript is spliced from 12 exons. The record is from RefSeq and is a predicted model, not a curated record.